AUGAAAGAUCUCGCUGGCCCUUCGACCCGCCGUCGAAAACGUUUACUCCUCUCCACUGAUAGCGCAUUCGUCGACAACGUACUCCCCUCCUUGGUGCGGAAUCCGGACAUCGAACUACGAUUGAUCACCGAUGAGCCCUCGGCGCUGCUCUCGAGCGCCAGCAAGGUCCCGCAUUACAUGGAUACGGUGGAUAGCCAGACCUUCGAGAAGAAAACGGGCGCGCGGAAAUGGUUGAAGGCCAAGGCGGCGGAGCUGUGCGACUGGGCGGAUAUGCUCCUGGUCGCGCCGAUCGAUGCGGGCGCGCUGGGUUCCAUGCUGUCGGGCUUGACCAACACCCUCACGCUGGCGCUGCUCCGGGGCUGGAUGUCGUCGAAACCCGUGGUGCUCAUCCCCGGCAUGACCGUGUCGGAAUGGAGCCAUCCGCUCAGCAAACGGCAGCUCUGGGAGGUGCGGCAGUAUUGGUCCUGGAUCAAGAUCGUCACGCCGGUGCUGUGGAAGCCCGGAGAUACGGAAGAAUUGAUACAAUUGCCCUGGGAUGGAUUGAAGGUUCUCCACGACACGAUUGAACAGACCCUGAAACUAUCUUUCUCGGAAACACAUCCUACUUCCGGCCAACCUUCAGAUAAUUCGAGCGGACCGCCAGAAACGACGCAGACGGGGGAUGUGCCCUCAGCCAUGUCGCGACACCUGCUAUAUCGCCUGAAUAAGACCGAACAUGGCCCGCGCUCAUUACCGAUGGAGCUCUGGUUGAAUAUCUUCGAGGACCAGCUACACGACUGGGAGAUCGCCAAGGCCGUGGGCAUCCCCACGAACCUCCCCGUGCCCAAAGAAUGGCAGAAUCACCUGCUGAAAAUGUCCACACCGGCCUCGCUCGAAUACACCAUCCUGCGAGGAUCCUUCGCGGCGAUCAAGAAGCGCAUCGACAGCCUCCCGCGCUGGAAACCCCUCUCCGAUCUCUCCCUUCACCUCAUCUUCAAAUUCUCCCGAACCGACAUCCUCUCCUACCUCAUUGAGAAACAGCAUGACCUCCUCUGGACGACCUCUCUCCUCAGCGUCCUUCCCUACCGUGCCUCGGCCAUCUACGGCAACCCCAACCUCCUGACGUGGUGGCGCGACGCCCCCGACCUCCCGAACAAAGACUACACCACCGAUGCAAUGGACGGCGCCUCGCGGGCCGGCUUCGUCAACGUGCUGGAGUGGUGGCGCACCUCCGGCCUGGAACUGCGGUACACGGAGCGCGCCCUCGAGGCCGCCAGCGCCGAGGGCCAAGUCGCCGUGCUGGACUGGUGGAAGCGCGCCUCCUCCACCCCUUCGGCCUCCUCAAACCCCGUCCUCGCCAGUGGCCGCCGCAACCGCAUCCCGCUGAAGGUCGGCAAAUCCGUGCUCCUGGCCGCCCAGUCCGGCCGCACCGCCUCCCUGGCCUGGUGGGACGCCUCGGGGAUCCCCUACACGCACGGCGAGUCGGUCGCCCGCAUCGCCAGCACCCACGGCCACGUGCACGUCCUGGAAUUCUGGCACCGGCUCAAGGGCGCCAAGAUGAUCUUCGACAGCCAGGUCCUGGUGGGCCCCACCAAGAACGGCCACGACGCCGUCCUGGAGUGGUGGCGCCGCAGCGGCCUGCGCGUCGAGUUCAAGACCUGCGACAUCGAGGAGGCGCUCGAGGACGCCGACCCGGUCUCCGGCGCCGAGCAGCGCGUGCGCACCUGGUGGGCGCGCAACGGGUUGAACCUCGGCGUGGGCACGAGUGAGUGGAUGAAGACGAAGGUGCUCUAG
Aspergillus aculeatus ATCC 16872 is the source of this 1773-nucleotide messenger RNA. RefSeq lists its product as uncharacterized. NCBI's taxonomy places the organism in Eukaryota, Fungi, Ascomycota, Eurotiomycetes, Eurotiales, Aspergillaceae. Gene Ontology annotation, biological process: coenzyme A biosynthetic process. The record is from RefSeq and is a predicted model, not a curated record. Gene Ontology annotation, molecular function: FMN binding; phosphopantothenoylcysteine decarboxylase activity. Gene Ontology annotation, cellular component: phosphopantothenoylcysteine decarboxylase complex. The coding region runs from base 1 to 1773 and encodes 590 amino acids. The transcript has a single exon.